Zingiber officinale is the source of this 1744-nucleotide messenger RNA. Its product is annotated as cytochrome P450 71A1-like. The record is from RefSeq and is a predicted model, not a curated record. NCBI's taxonomy places the organism in Eukaryota, Viridiplantae, Streptophyta, Magnoliopsida, Zingiberales, Zingiberaceae. The coding region runs from base 27 to 1574 and encodes 515 amino acids. Gene Ontology annotation, molecular function: monooxygenase activity; iron ion binding; heme binding. The transcript is spliced from 2 exons.
CAUUACCACCCUCCAUCAGUGACGUCAUGGCUUUCUUCUCUCUCUUUUUCCUUCUUCCCCUUUCUUCUCUCCUUCUCUUCCUCCUGCUGCAAUUCAGUAAACAACUGAUCUCCGGACGUACCAACCUUCCCCCCUCACCUCCAAGGCUUCCUCUCAUCGGAAACCUCCACCAGCUCGGCCCCCUCCUCCACCAGUCCCUCGCCGCCCUCUCCCGCCGCCACGGCCCCCUCAUGCUCCUACACCUCGGCCACGUCCCCACCCUCGUCGUCUCCUCCCCCGACGCCGCCUGCGACGUCCUCCGCCACCAGGACCUCGUAUGCGCCGGACGCCCUGCCAUCACGCCGAUCAAGAUCAUCGCCGACGGCGACAUAGCCUUCGCCCCCUACGGCGAUUACUGGCGGAAGCUCCGCAAGAUCUGUACCGUCCACUUGCUGAGCUCCAAGCGAGUGCAAUCCUACCGCCGAGCGAGGGAGGAGGAGGUGGCAGCCAUGGUAGCGGCCAUCGCGGCGCGGGCCUCGACCACCAUAAAUCUAUCUGAAAUCAUAUAUUCCUUCGCGAACAACAUGCUCUGCCGAGUGGUAUCGGGAAAAAUCAAGAGGACGGAGGGGAGGAACAGAGUUUUCGCAGAGUUGUUCAAGGAGAACUCAGCGCUGAUGAUGGCGGUGUACCUCGGGGACUACUUCCGGUGGCUGGGCUGGGUGGAUGGGUUGCUGAGCUACGUGGCGAAGGCGAGGAAGAACAGGAAGCGGUGGGAGGAGCUGAUGGAUCAGGUCAUCAAGGAGCAUGCGGAUCGAGCGUGGUCAAAAAAUACAGACGGUCAUGAUGAGGAUUGGAAAGAAGAAGAAGAAGACGACAAGGAGAAGAAGAAGGAUUUCGUGGAUGUUUUGAUGUCGCUGCAGGAUAAGAACGAGUUUGUCCUCGAGCCAGCAAACCUCAAGUCGCUUCUUCUGGAUAUUUUCGGAGGUGGCACAGACACAUCUUACAUUACUUUAGAAUGGGCCAUGGUCGAGCUCGUUCGCAAUCCUCUCGCCAUGCAGAAAUUGCAAGAGGAAGUGAGAAGCAUAGCGAGCAGAAAGAGCCUUGUCAAAGAGGAAGACCUCCACCAAAUGACCUACUUGCUGGCCGUCAUCAAGGAGGUCCUGCGGCUGCACCCCCCAGCUCCAUUACUGCUGCCGCGAGAAACGUUGAAUGACUGCAUGAUUCAAGGCUACAGCAUACCCAAGAAGACGAGAAUCUUAGUGAACGCGUGGGCGAUUGGUAGAGAUCCAAAGCAUUGGGACGCGCCUGAGGAGUUCAGGCCGGAGAGGUUCUUGGACGGCACGGUGGACUUCAACGGAACCGAUUUCCGGUACAUGCCCUUCGGAUCGGGACGAAGAGUUUGCCCGGGACUGCAAUUCGCCAUUGCUUCUUUGGAGAUUGCACUGGCAAACCUGGUGCAUCAGUUUGAUUGGGAGCUGCCUGAUGGGAUGGAGAAGGAGGAGUUCCACACGAGGGAAGCUCCUGGAAUAGUAGUGCAACGAGAAGGGCAACUUCAUCUCGUUGCCAAACCAUGGAGUGAUUGCUUAGAAGAGUAGCUAUGUCUCUGAAAAUGAUGAUUGUUUUGCUAUCUUUAAACUUGUGGGCAAAUAAUAACAAACUAUGUUAUGUAGUUCAUCGAAGCGCAAUUAAGUAAUGGAUUUCAUGUAAUUAUAUAUAGGUAAAAGCUAAAGGAAAAAAAGUUAUUCGAGGAUUGCCUUUGUCUUUC